Glycine soja is the source of this 658-nucleotide messenger RNA. RefSeq lists its product as uncharacterized. The coding region runs from base 72 to 434 and encodes 120 amino acids. The record is from RefSeq and is a predicted model, not a curated record. The transcript has a single exon. Lineage: Eukaryota; Viridiplantae; Streptophyta; Magnoliopsida; Fabales; Fabaceae.
AAGGGUGGAGGAUAUUAUACAAUGUGCAAUUUAUGAAAAUAGAAUCCCGCAAGACUUUGUAGCUAGCAGAAAUGAAGAAGCAAUUAGCAUCAAGGCGUUUGCUGAUGUGGGUUAUGGUACAUUUGAGCAUUUCAGGAGUGUUGUCCAAGUCCAACCACACCACAACUUCUGUAGUGUGCGAUGGCUCCGUAGAGGACUGCCUCAACGUUCACCACUUGGACUCACAGCUUCCCACCAUCUCCAGCACCCACUUCCGCAGAAUCCUUGCCGGAGUCAUCAAUCCUGUGACUGCACUUACGAAUAAUCCCGCCACUUCCGCCGGCUGUCCGAGUUCCCACGGUUAUGUCAAGUGUGGGGCCGCAACUGGUUCGGGUCAAGACAGCCGAUGUGCUGAUAAAAAUGCCUACUAUAAGCCUUGCCAUUAUAUUCAAUAAUAUAUGAUCGCCACAAGCUAUUUAUGUAUUAUUUCUAAUGCUUUUGCUUCCUCCCUCCCUCUAUCCACUGUUGUUGUCCAAUGUCUCUAUUAUUGUGCAUUUUUCCGUUAUUGCAAUAACAAUAACUCCGUCCCCUGAACUGGACAAAUUCCGGGGAAUAGAUUCUGAACAUGUAUAUGUAUGCUUUUCUGCUUUAUAUUUACUGAUGGAUUAUUGGAUUCUAA